Molecule: messenger RNA, 2747 nt
Organism: Patiria miniata (bat star)
Lineage: Eukaryota; Metazoa; Echinodermata; Asteroidea; Valvatida; Asterinidae
Exons: 5
Coding region: 162-500 (112 amino acids)
Source: RefSeq, a predicted model, not a curated record
GACGCAACAGUGCUCAUUACGAUCUGAGCUCAGUGUUGAAAUAGAGCAAUUUGCGUUUUUGAACGUCACCAAACAACCAAAACAAAACACAGCCAAUUGUUGGUGUUUGCAGACGGAUCGGUUGGUUCAGAGGGAUUGCAAGUGCCAAGUGUUUGGUAGUCAUGGGCUGUAUGACAAUGAGGUGGCCUUCUCUCAAGAUGAUUGUGCUGGUGGUUUUGGCAGCGGCCCUCGUCCUAAACACAUCGACAGUAAAUGGAAUUUCGUGUUCAAAUGUCGAAUGUGUAGACGUCAGCACGCCCAUUUGUAGGGUUUGCAACCGAAGAGUCGGCAAGAGGACAGAAAACAAUGCAUGGAGAGACGACAGGGAUUCAAACAACUUGAAUGACAGAGGACUGAUGACGAAAGAGUGCUAUCUGGAUGCAGUGAUCGGCAGCCUGCCUCAUGACCUACAAGAGCAAGUUUUCGAGGUUUUAGAGCUGGUCUUGAGCAUGAACCGAUAGAACAAUUCUUGAUGCAAUGGGAACAGCAAGGAGAGAGGACCCACGUUUUUCCUCACGGAGACAAUAAACUCACACAGUUGCAAUUAUCAAUUUGAAACUUGAACUUUUAUGGUUUAAGCAUAACAACUUAAAUAAUUAACGAAUUAAGCAAUGAAAUUACUUUUUGGAAACUAUCAGAAAUGACUACAACGUCAAAAUUAUUAAUGUGAAAUCACAAGACGAGUGGCCAAGCAGACUAUGACGCUAAUGUGUUUUACUUUAAUUUGGGAUUUUAUUUUUGAAAAAUGAAAUGAAAGAACACUGUUGUUUAGAGUUACAAUAUGUGUGAAGUUUUAUCACAGGUGAUGACAAAGACUGCUCAUGAACAACUUGACUUUGUUGAAAAAUUUUACCAACAAGAAAUGACAAUCAAUUCUGUUUACGCCUAUAAAUUCAUUGUAAGGUAAUUUGAAAGCUGACUCGUUUAUAGAAGGGCUUCAUAUAAUUUACUAUUUUGGUCUUUUUCGAUAGAAAUUCGUUUGAAUGAGACUCUACAAAGUAAAGAAAAGAUGUCUGAAUUUAAUUUUAAAAAAAUUAUAAAGCUCUUAUUGCAUGUACUGUCAAUCACAUUAUUAUUCUUCACGUUUAAAAUAUGAUAUAAAAUUUUUAGCAUGUAGCAUAAACGCAAUGCAUUUUAGAAAGCUUAACGACGUCACAAAUCGUCAUUCAUGACGUGAAGACGAAGGACGCCGCCAUUGAAAAAAAUAUAGUAACUCCAGUUGACAACAGCAAAACAUUGACGUCACGUGUUAUCAAAUUACUGAGAAUUAUUCUGUUAUAGGUAACAUAAAGAUUUUGCAUUACUACCAAUUCUUCAGAUGUCCAGUGUUAUUUUAUGGAUGUGUAAUAGAUAUUUCAAGACGAAGACUGUAUUGGACGACGUGCUCCGCUUUUAUUGCUACUUUAUGCCGAAAACAAAUCGAAGUUAUUUCUGUAUAAGUGUAGACUUAUUAUGUAGAUAAUGUGACUAUUGUCAAAUUGUGAUGUAAAUCUUUGAAUGCUUAUGUGCCAUGUAGUAUGACAGCAUUAUAUUGAUAUUAAGCACAUUAAACCUAUUAAUCGAACAACCUAAUCACUUUUCAAAUCGCAUGCGUCAUAGGACGGCUAUCAGGCAGCCAUUAUAUAUUGAUAUAAUAUUGUCUAGUGUCUGGACUGUCUUGGACAUUGACUUUAUAACAUGGCUUUGAAGACUUCUACAGAUAGGAAUUAUAAUAAUAUGACUUAUAUAGUUUAGCUUUUAGUCUGAUGUAAUUGUAUUCAGAGAAGUGACAUUACUGUGCACAGAAAACGGAACUCACCGCAGUGUCUUAAUGUACCUUGCCCUCACCAAAAUACACGCGUCAAUGUGCAGUCGUGAUUUUAGUUUCUCCAAUGUAAUGCCCAUUGCCCCAUGGUGGCGGCUAUAAAUCACUAUAAUUACAAAAUAUUGCGGCGGAAACGUAACUUUGCAGCAGUCAGGGAGGAUCUAGAUUUCCGGGGGGUCAAUUUUCAAUCCGUUUAUUAUUUGGCCAAAUUUUACAAGUAUCAUAACAUUAGUCAGCGGCUGCAGGGGGGGGGGGGGGGUGCGCCAACCCCCCUCCCCCUCCCCGAUCCGCUACUGAGCAUUAUGGGCAGCAAACCACCACAGCCAUGUAAAUCCAUAGACACGCUAAAGUGCUGAAUCCGAGUCAAAGUUUAAGAUAAAAAUAUAUAUAUCUAAUGGGAGACCUCAAAAUGACGAGCUCGUCACCAUUGCCCUAUGAUUGGUGGUAUAGGUACGAGCUAGUAGCUUGAACAAGUGUUUCUUGAAUUGAUGAUAGAGGGCGCUAUUCAGUAGUUGUUAACGAAUUUUCGUGAUUUAAAAAGUAGAUGUAAACCAAGUCUUUGGUGUGUUCGUAUGCCUAAGGCUCGGCUUUUCGAAUGCCUCUGAAAUAGUCAUCGUCAAAAAAUCAUGGUUUCAUACGCCUCGUGGUUUUUGGUAUAAAACAGGGUAAGGGUUUAACAAUAACGCUUCGAUCGUUUAUGAGGGCGCCCUCAUAUCAUAUGCGUGCCUAGAUAUUAUAGACUCACAUUUUCAAUGAUUGAACACUAAAUGAGCCUAUCUUAAGACGAUUAUCGAAAUGCUAUUGUGACUUUACUUCUGUUGCGCAUAUUAUUAAAGUAUCUGUUGAUUUAUUGAAUAAAGUAUGACCACUAUUGACGGACUGGCAUUUUUGGUAAUGUAACUAA